This is a messenger RNA of Hyposmocoma kahamanoa, 550 nucleotides long. Its product is annotated as sterile alpha motif domain-containing protein 5-like. The transcript has a single exon. Lineage: Eukaryota; Metazoa; Arthropoda; Insecta; Lepidoptera; Cosmopterigidae. Gene Ontology annotation, molecular function: protein binding. Bases 53 to 550 code for a protein of 165 amino acids. The record is from RefSeq and is a predicted model, not a curated record.
GACCACCGCGCCGCGAGCACGCCUUGUGAUGCGCUCCGCGUUUUGACGCGACAUGGCCUCGUCAACGACCGGCAACAUCGUCAUAGAGUGGUUGCGAUCGCUCCACUUGGGCCAAUACGCGGAAAGUUUUAUAGACAAUGGUUAUGAUGACUUAGAAAUAUGCAAACAAGUUGGGGAACCCGAUCUGGAUGCAAUCGGCGUUCUCAACCCUGCACAUCGUCAACGUUUAUUGCAUUCUAUCAGAAGUUUGAGAGAAGAAGGUGCAGCAGCUGUUUACUACACUUUGGAAGAAGCAUCUGCUGCUAGAGACUCUUGUCGCUGUGAAGAAGAAGCCAGAAAAGAACAAGCUGCAGCAAUAAUAGAGUCUGCGAAGUAUGUGGAUGAGUACGAAGAAGGCAAGGCUGAGUUAGUGAAAAUUCCACGUAUACAGCUGAAGCGUCUUCUUCGAGAACGACUUGCUCAAGAUGGGAUCCGCUUGAGCCUCCAGCCAUAUUCAACCACGGUCAGUGUUUUGUUAGCCCCACUAAGCGGGCAGUGCUUCUCGCGGUAA